Betta splendens (Siamese fighting fish) is the source of this 1802-nucleotide messenger RNA. RefSeq names its product protein THEM6. The record is from RefSeq and is a predicted model, not a curated record. NCBI's taxonomy places the organism in Eukaryota, Metazoa, Chordata, Actinopteri, Anabantiformes, Osphronemidae. The transcript has 3 exons. Bases 93 to 701 code for a protein of 202 amino acids.
GUCGUCACAUACCCGGAAGUUGUUUUUGUUAAUUUGCCGGUUUCUCGUUGCAUCGCGUCCCAUGUUAGCGCUCUGUUCAGCACGAACGAGAGAUGAUGCUGCUAGUGUUGGGAGCCCUCCUCCUGCUCUUCUGCACUCUGGAUGUGUGGUACUUCCUCCGGGGGGCCCAGGUGUUUGUCCAGGCUUGGUUCCAACCCAGAAUAUUGGACAUUCUAGCUGAACAAAGUAUAGAUGGCAUGGUCCUUCCCCAUGAUUUAGACUACAUGGGCCACAUGAACAACUCUCGAUACCUGAGGGAGUGUGACUUUGCUCGUUUCCAUCAUUACAUGCGAAAUGGGCUUUUCUUAGCCUCAUGCAAAUUAGGGGCCAAAAUGGUGGUAGGGGCCUCUACCAUCCGGUACCGGCGCUCUUUAGCCUUUCGUGAAGCUUUUGAGAUUCGGACCAAGGUAGUUGGAUGGGAUGAGAAGGCAUUCUACUUGGAACAGCGCUUCGUGUCCAAGAAGGAUGGUUUUGUGUCUGCAAUUAUGCUCUGCAGGCAGAAUGUGGUGCACUGCAGCCCAGAGAGGAUCAUUGAAUUCGUAUGCAAGAAGAAGAUUGAGUGUCCUGAGUUUCCUGAAGACCUUAAACACUGGAUGAGCUUCAUUUCCACAAGCAGCCAGGCACUUAGAGCAGAAAGUGGACUGGAGCAGAAGAACAAGUGAAGAUACAAUGAAAUAGAUGAGUGUAGACACAUAUCAUUUGCAUUGCACACACAGACGUACAUUCAUACAUACCUGCACAUAGACAGGUACACCUCCAUAAAGCGUUUUAGUUGACUUACAAGAUUCCACAUCUGGUCACUUGAUCCUACCUGCUGUAUUUUUGUAUGAGCUGAAAUAACGAACUUGUACUGUAACCACUGAAUAUUAAGACUUGAAUUGUAUGGGGUUAAGAUGCAUUCGCAUUGGGGCCAUGUUGAAAUUUGGUUUCAGAAGAAAGCGGAAGAAACGCGUAGCUUAUUCAGUAGUUGACUGUGAAGGCUUUGACAUGUUCAUUUUCAUUUAGCAAAACUUCAGAUAAGCAUGUCAAGUAAAAGUUACUCCUCCACUGACAUGGAUGCAUGUUUUGAGACCACCAGAAUAUUUUUGUGCCUGUUUCUCUUGAUUAGCUGUAGUUUCUAGUUGCAAUUUCAGUGAAUUGUAACUUUUUAUGAAAAAAUUACAGUAAAUGUUAUAAAAUACUGUACCAUAUAUACUAUAUUAUUAAUUAGCUUUAAUUUACUAUUAGCAUUUUGCACAAGAUGAUCCAAGGGAGUGAACAAGUUCCUUUUUAAAAUCUUAAUCUUAAAGGGAUUAAAUGUUUUGAGGGAUCCUUCUAUCAGUACUGUAUUGUUCUGAUAUUGAAUUUACGAUACAUGCAUUUGAAUGACAAGUAGCUUGAUUGGAAUUGCAUGUUGUUUCAAGUGAAAUUUCUCAAAUCCAGAUUUGACAGGUAACUUUGGUAUGAGGUUGCUCGGAACGUUUGAAAACAUGCACAAUAAACACUGAAUGUUUGGGUUUCUAUUAAGGCAGCCUUUUGAAAUCCUUUGGCUUUAAAUGUGUCUAAGCUUUAGUUUGUGACCAAUUUAAUGUGAGGAGAAAGACGCACUGUAGGUCUAACUUGUUAUGUUGUUAAUGCACUGACCUGAUCUUUUUCAUUCCUUUUAAUAUUGUUGUCCUUUAUGUUCUAAACAUAAUUUAUUGGAAUGGUUUAACGUACCAAAUGUUAUUUAUUGUGUUUAUCUAUUUAAUGCUAUUUUAAAUAAAAAUGCAGUGGAAAUUCUA